AUGUCCGACCUACUGCUGUCUCGUGGAAAUCGAGCGAACUUCAGAAAGCAGCUGGAACCCUCAGGGAUCCCGGAUCCAAACGGGUGUAUGUUUGCUGCAAAGAAAUCGGAACCUGUGUCACACAGGGCCCAGAAAACAUCUAGUAACCGCCAUCGCAAGCUGCAACCAUUUCGGUCGAGUGAUCCAGGAACAACCAUGGGGAGUGUGAACGUCAAUCGCAACGUUUCGGAUGCCUUCUACCGCUACAAGAUGCCUCGCAUCUUGGCCAAGGUGGAGGGGAAAGGCAAUGGGAUCAAGACUGUCAUCCCCAAUAUGGUGGAUGUGGCCAAGGCCCUGGGGCGACCCCCUACUUAUCCGACCAAGUAUUUUGGCUGUGAAUUGGGUGCACAGACCCAGUUUGAUUUCAAGAAUGACCGUUACAUUGUAAAUGGAUCUCACGAUGCAGCAAAGCUUCAGUCUCUGCUGGAUGGAUUCAUCAAGAAAUACGUUCUCUGUCCCGGAUGCGACAAUCCCGAGACAGCCUUGCAUGUUUCACAGAAGAAGGGAAUCAUCACUCAGUCUUGCAAAGCUUGCAAGAGCAAGAAGCGUAAGGGUACCAAGACCAAUGGAGAUGGGAAUGGGUCUGGUCAUGAUGGUGUGAAUGCAGAUGGCACACCCGGGAGUCCCCGAGAUGAUUCCGAUGACCCUCCUGCAGCUGAAGAUGAAUUUGAUGGUCACCAUGAUGACUGGGCUGUUGAUGUGAGUGAGGAAGCCAUUCGAAGACGGAUGGAGGACCUCACAGAAGGUGCCAAAUCCUUGGCUAUCAAUAACGAUCUUGAAAAGACAGAGAAAGAGAGAGUGGAUAUGCUGUAUAGCUUCAUAAAGCACAAGAUAGACUUCAAUCAGAUUCAUGGUUCUGACAAGGAUAUUUUGGCUGAAGCGGAACGACUUGAUGUCAAGGAAAAAGUUCCUCUUCUUCUGUCAGAACUUCUGUUUGAUGCAAACAUCCUUCAACAGAUUAAAUCUCAUCGUCUGCUUCUGCUGAGGUUCACUCAUGAGAACACUAGAGCUCAGAAGUAUCUUAUGGGAGGUAUUGAACUGGUGAUCCAGCUGCACAAGGCUGCUCUGCUGCCCAAGGUUCCCCACAUCCUUAAGGUUCUCUAUGAUUCUGACAUAUUGGAGGAGGAAGUGAUCUUGGACUGGGGUAAGAAACCUAGCAAGAAAUAUGUCACCAAGGAACUGAGCGCAGAAAUCCGUGCAAAGGCAGAGCCGUUCCUCAAAUGGCUUAAAGAAGCAGAAGAGGAGGAGAGCUCGGAAGGAUCUGAUGAGGACGAAGAAGACCUCGAGGUGACUGUCGUCUCGGUUGUGCUCGGUAGUUGUUUUAUGGCAUCGAACGUCGCGAGACUGAACGGGUCCAUCCCUCUCUCCGUGCAGAUCAGCUACGACGACAGGGCUUGCGUGACGAUGCUGAAGCAAGAACCGAAGGUGGAGCCCAAGAAGCCGGCAAACAGGGCGGCCACUGCUGCAGGCCACGAGGAUGAGGAUCUUGACAUCGAUGCGAUCUAA
This is a messenger RNA of Darwinula stevensoni, 1545 nucleotides long. NCBI's taxonomy places the organism in Eukaryota, Metazoa, Arthropoda, Ostracoda, Podocopida, Darwinulidae. The record is from the annotation of a GenBank genome assembly.